AUGUCAGUUUGUGUUGGAGGUGCAAGAACUUCUUGCCAAGAAGGAAGCACAGGAGGAGUUCAGGAGAAUUACGUCUUCGUGGAAAGUGAAAUCAAGUCACCCAGAGAUGUGUCUGAAGGAGAAAACAGAAAUUUGAAAAUUGCUGAAGUUGAUCCAGGUGGUCAUUUUGUAAAGAUCCUGAACUGUGCCCCUGUGAAAGAGGAAGACAUUGGGGAUUAUCUCUUGAAACAGGACGUCCGAGGUCAAGCAGUGGCUGUAUUUCAAUUUCCCCCUGAGACCAGGAUGGCGCCUAAUUCCACUGUGACAGUUUGGGCAGCAGAUGCUACAGUGAUUCACAAACCUCCCUCAGAUUUUCUUUGGAAGGACCUGGAGAGAUUUAGGACAACUCUUGACUGUGCUGCCAUUCUCUGUGACCCUAGCAGUCAAGCUGUGGCUUGGUACACUCCUCUCUACUGGAACAGAGUGCAAGGAUGGGUGGCAAAAGAAGAAAGUGAAAAGCUUGAGAACAGUGUUAUACCAACUUUCUCAACAACAAAGCAAAAAGAAGGAUGGGAAAAUGAACAGGAAUUUACAAUAACUGGUACAGAGUGGAAGAGGGCUGACCCAUGA
Molecule: messenger RNA, 609 nt
Organism: Tyto alba (common barn owl)
Lineage: Eukaryota; Metazoa; Chordata; Aves; Strigiformes; Tytonidae
Gene: LMNTD1
Product: lamin tail domain containing 1
Exons: 5
Coding region: 1-609 (202 amino acids)
Cellular component (GO): cytoplasm; nuclear envelope
Source: RefSeq, a predicted model, not a curated record